This is a messenger RNA of Morchella sextelata, 600 nucleotides long. RefSeq lists its product as uncharacterized. The record is from RefSeq and is a predicted model, not a curated record. NCBI's taxonomy places the organism in Eukaryota, Fungi, Ascomycota, Pezizomycetes, Pezizales, Morchellaceae. The transcript is spliced from 11 exons. The coding region runs from base 1 to 600 and encodes 199 amino acids.
AUGGGUUCCUAUCUCAUUCACUUGACCAACUGUAAUGACGAGAUUGAGUUGUGGCGUAGUUUAUCACACCCAAAACGCAACCUUCUUGAGAUAGAGUUGGGCAGGGAACCGUUUGCGGGGAAGGUACAUACAUACAUUAAGCACACCUCGGCCGGGACCGAGGACAUUUUUUGGCAGAGGGCCGGUAGCAAUUGCAAGCCUCCUCAAGCUCGAUCAAUGGUACAUUUACCGCAGGUGAUGGUAAUUAACUAUAUGUACCUACAUGUAUAUACUUUUGAGCUUUUAAAUGACUGGCCAAGUAUCGCCGGUGCUGGUAUUGAGCCCGUUUCGGAGUGCAGGCCGAUCGUGAAUACAAAUAUGAUAUCUCAAACAUCUCAGGUUCUCCGGGUUAUGCAUGUCAAAUUUUGGAUCGUAGCCCAAGAAGAAUUAUCGCCCCUGCAGCUUAGCAGGAAGCCUCUGCAACGGGAUGUUCACCAGGACCCAACCUUCCGGAUUGGUGAGAACAAACUUUCAGAUGAUAACGGCCUCAUCCGAAAGAGUUCCCUUUCUUUGAUCGGUUUGGAAGGGUUUUUGAUGGGUCUCGCCGCUACCUUACUUUGA